ACCUGAUUUGAUACGAAGUUACAGUCUUAGACAAAGUUUUUCAGCGGAAAAUUCCCUUUAGGAAUUUUAUAACAAAAACUGUCAGCUGGCUCGGUUCCACAAAAGAAACAAAAAUGAUGUUGAUUUUUCAGUACAAAAUAUAUAAUCUUCCCAUACAAACCUAAAAGUACAAAUUUACUCAUGUAAACAUUUCUUAAAAAUUCUACAAAAAAUCAUGGAUUUAUUAUAAACCAAAACGAAGCUUUUUAUUAUCCGAUAUUAUCCGAUUAACAUAAUCGUUGCUUAUGCCCGGCUAAGGUGUGUAGGAAUAAUAAUUUAUGGCUUAUUGAGCUUAAUGCAUCAUUAGAUAAAAUCGGCCGUCUUAUGGCUAUUGGUUGAUAAGCAGUAAGUCGAGGUAUUGACGGCAAUGACGCUCGCGAGAAGUCACCCUUGUUCGACAGAAGAUAUUUUUCGAGAGGGUGGUAUCGAUAGUUGGUCGUGCGUUUGGUGGAGCUACUUCGCAUCUCAACGUAUCGCCACGAGUAUCAUGAGCUGGAUAUACUAGUCAUUUAGUAGAACAUUGAUUUUUUGAAAGAGUCUUUUGAGAUUAUUUUUUUCCGCCAAUCUUUUGCUCGUAGUCUUCAAUAUGUUAAAACGAGGGGAUGUUUGAUGAUUAUCGGAUUUUUAACAUCAUAAUCAACAAUAUAAUCGUAUUCAAUACAAGCGUUAUCGUCAUUGUUUGUUCGCAUAUAAAACAGAAAUGAGCUAUAAAAUAUCUGAUUUGUUGCUACUUAGUUAUUCCACCCGAUUGGCAGUUCUUUGAGUUGAGUAGUAGAUUGUCUGGAGUACCUGUCAAAUAAGAUGAUUUUGAGGGUAAUAGUGCCGCUGGCUGUGAUUUCACUAUGUCAAGGGCUACCGACUUUCAUACAGUUUGAAAAUACUCCUGAAAAUAUUGCUCGGCUCAGGAACUUGAAACCCGAUGAGCUGGCCGAAGAGCUCAGUGGCCAGAUCGAGGGUGAUAUGAUCCUGACGGUGGAGCAGUACCGGGAUAUGUACCGCCGGAAUGGGCUGGUCGAGGAGAGGUACCGCUGGCCGGACAAUGUCGUACACUACGAGAUCGAGGAAGAGUAUUUCAACGCGGAUCAGAUCGAGCACAUCCUCACGGGAAUGCGACAGAUCGAACUGGUUAGCUGCGUGAAGUUCCGGAGGCGCGCACCCGGCCAGGAAGAUUACAUCCGAAUUCAUGGAAGUGGAUCCGGUUGCUCGGCCACGGUUGGUCAUGUCGGGGGUCAGCAGAACAUCAACCUGCAACCGGCAGCCGUCAAUUCCGGCUGCUUCCGGUUGGGUACGAUCGUGCACGAACUCAUUCACGGGAUCGGAUUCCGGCAUAUGCAGAGUGCCCACGAUCGGGACGAAUGGGUGCAGAUCGUGUGGGAUAACAUUCAACCGGGUCGGGAGAAUAACUUCCGCCUGUACGGACCGGAAGUGGUAAGCCAUUUCGGAACGGACUACGACUAUGGAAGCGUGAUGCACUACAGCUCGACUGCCUUUAGCAUCAAUGGGGAGAAAACCAUUGUGCCGUUGAGGGAAACAGACAAAGUGAUGGGUCAGCGGAAUGGAAUGAGCGAGAUAGACAUUGUAAAAAUCAAUAGAAUGUACAAGUGUUUGGAAAAGAACUGAGAGUGAUCAAAACUGGUAAAUUACGGCUGAAAAAAGAGCUACUGAACUAAA
Molecule: messenger RNA, 1710 nt
Organism: Uranotaenia lowii
Lineage: Eukaryota; Metazoa; Arthropoda; Insecta; Diptera; Culicidae
Product: zinc metalloproteinase nas-4-like
Exons: 3
Coding region: 841-1659 (272 amino acids)
Biological process (GO): proteolysis
Molecular function (GO): zinc ion binding; metalloendopeptidase activity
Source: RefSeq, a predicted model, not a curated record